AAAUCAUUUUUUGUAAAAUAUAAGUGUAUAUCACCGUUGCCAGAUGAAGGCUCUAUAAUAAAGGCCAAGUGACGCCACACACGUCAUGUAAAGCUAUACAUGGAGGGCUUAAAAAUUAAUCAGUCUAACAAGUUACAAAGUAUGUGAGCGGAGAUAAUUAACUGUUUAGAAAAUGGAUUAUAAAAAAAUAGUAGCUGUUAUUAACAAAUAAAAAAUGAUUAAAUCGAUAAUUACUAAACUGUUUCAUUUAUCGGUGGUUUUGAUACCGAAAAUGUAUUUACACUGAUUCACUUCUGAGCCCUCCGUGCCUCCAUAUACAGUGUGAUUCUCUCGCUACGCAAGACAAAAGCCGUGUCGCACAAUUGAACGCUGUUUUUGCGGGUAAAGAGAUCCAGGGGCCAUAUCGCCGGACCCAAAACUGCUCUGUGUAUGUUUAUGGCUGAGACGAAAACAAGAAACGGAACAGCAGGGGUUCCGUUGUGCGGCACGGCUUUACUAUCACCUUGUACUAAUACGACUUGUGCACUGUUGUGCACACCACGUGGUGAUUACCUAGUGAUAUGUAUGUAUAUGACGUCCUUACCGAUGGUAACCAGAACCAUACAUAACCAUUCUACCCGUAACAAACUAAAAUCUAGAAGGAAAUGGACAAAAAGAUGGUUUUAAAAACAGCAAAAUUGAGUUUUGCAAUUUCAUAAAUGCAAAUUUACACGGAUUGCAAAUCGCAUCAUGAAACUUAGGAAUCCAUACAUAUAUGUAUGUUUACAUCGUAACGUGUGUACGGGCAAGAGUGUUUGCGCACUACGAAGCGUGCAAGAACCAAUGAGGACUGUAAUGGACUGAAAUGCACAGCAUGAACGAAAACUCGGCCUUUGACAUACUUUCACAAAUAUGUUCUCUCGUAAAUUGCACUAUGUACAUGUAAUGAUAGCGAUAUGGCUGUUCCUGGCCCAAGUUCAACUACUAAAACCUUGGAUGUAGACAAUGAAUCAGGCAGUGAUAGCGGUAUGGCUGUUUCUGGCUCAAGUUCAGCUACUAAAUCCUUGGAUGUAGACAAUGAAUCAGGCAAUGAUAGUGGUAUGGCUGUUUCUGGUCCAAGUUCAGCUAUUAAAAUCUUGGAUGUAGACAAUGAAUCAGGCAGCAUGUUUUCUGCGCCUCCUCCGAAAAAAAUUUUUGCAAGGCAAAAAUUUCGAGAUGCCUGGUUGCAAGAUUCAAAAUUUGCAUCGUGGUUAAAAAAGUGCGACAAUCCAUAUAAAGCUAAGUGUGUCGUUUGCAACAGUACGUUCACGGCCGGAAAAAGUGACCUCCUUAAACAUAUGAAGACCAUUGUGCACACUAUAAGUAUGCAAAAGAGAGGACUAGAAGAAGGAGAUGCUACAACAGAAGAUGUACAGGUCAUCAAUUUUCAGAACGAUAUUAAAAAAGCUGAAUUACGAUUCUGUUUGGACAUUAUUGAGCAUAGUCGAAGCUUCCAUUCGUUUGAACAUUUUGCUAACAUAAUUGCAGUACCUGAUUCGCCAGUAGGAAAAAACAUAUUCUUCAAAAGAACGAAAAUUAGCGCAAUAAUAAAAAAUGUUCUAAACAAAUAUAUUGUUUCUGAAAUGUCUGUAAUCUUACAGAACAAGGUAUUUUCUGUUAUAGUAGAUGAAAGUACUGAUAUUUCGGGAACAAAAAAUUUAUGUAUAUUAGUUAGAUAUGUGCACGAAGGACACAUACAAACAUAUUUGUUAGAUUAUUUGCGUGUCAUGGAUGAUACGGCAGAAAAUCUAUAUAAAUGCUUUCUGUGCUCAUUAGAAAAGCAUAACUUAUCUGUAACAAAUAUAGUUGGUAUCGGCGUUGAUAAUGCAAAUGUGAUGUUGGGUAAGCAGAACUUGUUAAUUUCUCAUUUAUUAGAAGAUAACGAGGAAGUUUCUGUCUUCCCAUGCACUUCUCACACCAUGCAUUUAAUUGCAUAUCAUGCAACGGAUUGCCUUCCACAUUAUAUUGAGCAGUUUCUUCAUGCAAUUCCAUCCUACUUUUCUAAAAGUUCAAAAAGGCAAACUGUGUUAGAAAACACUCAACAGUUAAUGAAAGCUGCACGAAAAAAAGUUAUUCAUCCUGCUAUAACUCGAUGGCUGGCAUUAUCAGAAUGCAUCGAAGUUGUGCUAGAUCAAUGGACAGUUUUGUUUACUGUGUUUGCAGAGGCCGUCAUUGAGGAUAAAUCGAACACUGCCACCAGAAUUUUCGAUUGCUUUAAUUGUCUUUACACGAAGGCAUAUCUGCAGUUUCUAAAUUACAUAUUACAAAUAUUCACCCAUUUUAAUACAACUUUUCAGUCAUCCAUAAUUUUGGUACAUCGCUUGAUAGAAGAGUGUGUUCGAUUUUUGAGGCUUUUGGGGAGUAAUUUCUUGCAACCACAGUGUGUCGAAACAAAUGUGCAAAACGCCAACAUUUAUGAAGAAAACAAUUUGCUUCCUCUUGAAGACAUUUUCAUUGGUACUGAAGCUGCCAUCACAAUUAACGAAAUCAGAAACAUAAAUUGCGCAGACAGUAAUGACAAAAUUGUUGAAUUUUAUAGAAAUAUUAGGAAAUUCUACCAGUGUUCUUUUGAAAAUGCGGUAAAGAGAUUUCCAUUAAAGGAACAAUUUUUAUAUUCCUUAGAGUUCUUGGAUCCGGUAGUAACCUUGGACCUAACAAAGCAUAAAAAUCAGAUAGAUUGUAUUAUAAAUAAAUUUAAGUCUAAAUUUCGGAGCACUCGUGUGGCAAAUGAAUGGCGUUUAAUGCCGUUUUAUUUUUCACAAGAAGAAAAGCAAAAAUUGUUAAAAUUAGACAUUCCACGAUUUUGGAAUUCAGUCAGUAAGAUCACCGAUUCUGCUGGUAACCAAAUUUUUUACAAUAUUUCAAGUGUAGCACAUUUAUGUUUGACGUUACCACACUCGAACGCCGAUGUAGAGAGAUUUUUUUCACUAGUCACAAAAAUUAAAACGAAAGAAAGAAACAGAUUAAAACCUGCCAUGAUAAGUGCAGUUAUGCGAAUCAAAUUACAUUUAAAAAAUAAAAAUAAAAAUUGCGUUACAUAUGAAAUUCCUGACGGAAUGUUGGAAUUGUACAAUUCAAACAUGUAUCGUUCAACAUAAGUUGUACUACAAGAUGUCACUGGCAUUUUACUACCAGAUAAAACUGAUCAGAGAUACAGUAACCUUACAGACAAUUAAUGUAAAUUUAAGUCUGUACACAUGUAAUAUAAUUUUGUAUAUAUGUAAUAUAAUUUUAUAUGUAUUGUUAGUAUAUUUUUACAUAUAUUUAUAUUUAUGUGUACAGUAUUCAAUUCUAUGUACAUACAUACAUAUGUAUGUAUGUUGGUAUGUAUGUAUAUGUGUAAGUAAGUAUGUACCAAUAGAUCAGUGGUAUGUACGUUCCGAACAGAAA
This is a messenger RNA of Osmia lignaria (orchard mason bee), 3408 nucleotides long. NCBI's taxonomy places the organism in Eukaryota, Metazoa, Arthropoda, Insecta, Hymenoptera, Megachilidae. The record is from RefSeq and is a predicted model, not a curated record.